Molecule: messenger RNA, 1635 nt
Organism: Lycium barbarum (goji berry)
Lineage: Eukaryota; Viridiplantae; Streptophyta; Magnoliopsida; Solanales; Solanaceae
Product: vicilin Jug r 2.0101-like
Exons: 6
Coding region: 16-1389 (457 amino acids)
Source: RefSeq, a predicted model, not a curated record
AUUAUUUAAUUAACUAUGGCACUUUUACCUAAUCCAAAGCUUUUAUUUCUCCUCUUCUUCUUGAUCCUCUCUAUCUUUCUUGCUUGUCAAUGUGAUGAAGAAGAGAAAAAUCCCUACUUAUUUGAGUCACACAGAUUCAAAUGUCUAUUGAAAUCAAAACAUGGUAAAAUUCGAGUCCUUGAAAAAUUCACUGAAAGAUCUGAACUUCUUCGAGGAAUAGACAAGUACAGAAUUGGAGUACUUGAACUUGAACCUCAGUCUUUCAUGCUUCCGCAUCAUUGUGAUGCUGAAGUCAUACUUCUUAUUGUUAGAGGGAGAGGAACUAUAAGUAUAGCUGAACAAGAUGAGAAGAACUCCUUCAACUUGGAGUAUGGAGAUGUAAUCAGGGUUUCUGCGGGUUCAACAUUCUACUUCAUCAACAGAGAUAACAAAGAAAGAGUCUUUGCUUAUGGGCUAGUAAACACCGUUAAUAUUCCUGGCCAAUUUCAGGAAUACUUUAGUGCUGGAGGUGAAAAUCCAGAAUCCAUCUACAGAGCAUUCAGCAGUGAUAUCCUGGAAACUGCUUUCAAUACCCCAAGGGACAGGUUAGAGAGGCUCUUUGGACAACAAAAACAGGGGAUAGUAAUCAAAGCCAGUGAAGAGCAAAUUAGAGCAAUAAGCGAACACGCUUCACGCUCCACUAAGCAAACUAAAGGUGAAACGCAAGGCCCCUUCAAUCUGUUGAAGGAACGCCCGCAGUUCAGUAGCAGAUUUGGACAGUUUAUUGAAGCAUCUCCUGAGAGAUUCGAGCAGUUGAGGGACUUGGAUACUGCUGCUGCCUUCAUGAACAUCAACCAAGGUGGGAUGAUACUACCAUUCUACAACACAAGGUCUACAAGGGUGGCAAUGGUUGUAGAAGGAACCGGUCGUUUUGAAAUGGCAUGUCCUCAUCUUGGUAGACAAAGCCAGAGGCAAAGAGAAGGCCAAGGGUCUCGUGGCGGAAGAAGAGAGCGCGAUCAAGAAGAACAAGAGGAAGGAAAUGUCCACUACCAAAAAGUGCGCGGUAAUCUAAACGUUGGUGAUAUUUUGGUAGUCCCAGCAGGCCAUCCUGUUACCAUAAUAGCCACCGGAGGCUCGAAUCUAAGGAUAGUUGGUUUUGGAAUCAAUGCUCACAACAACAGAAAGAACUUCCUUGCAGGACAACAAAGCAUAUGGAAAAAUGUGGAGAGGGAAGCAAAGGAACUGUCAUUCAACCUGCCUGGAAGGGAAGUUGAACAAAUAUUACAGAAGCAAGACCAGUCCUACUUUGUGGCAGGACCAGAACAUCGCCAGCAACACGGAGAGAGGGGUGAAGAAGGAAGAAGGGGAGAACAACAGUUUCUCUCUUCGAUUUUGGACUUUGUUGUCUAAGUUGUACCAUAUGCACUAAGGCAUGCACUAGGAAUAUAAUGAUGCUGUGUGCAAAGUGAGAGAGCUUUGUGAGUAAAUAAGAAAAGGCUCCUAGAGUACUAUGAUGCAACUCUAGUUAAAAUAAAAUGUAUGUAGGUCUACUAAGCUACCGUUUUAAGCGUUUUUGGCCUUUACUUGUAAUGUCUUAUCUUGUACUCGUGUGCAAUGUAACUGUUGCAUCAUAAAGAAAACUCUCGUCUUUUAACC